ACGUGGCCCGGCCAGUGUUGAACAGCGGCACUAGUCGAUUAGAAAUAAGCACAGCGCUGCUGCUCGGUCCAAUAAGUUAAUUUUGCUAAGUAAAUAUACAAGCACGCUGUCGGCAAUCGCGAUAAGAUACCCCCGUUACCACCCGCAAUCAAGUGUUCAGCAAAGUGAUUCGGUGGUAUCCUUACUUUGGCCAGUAUUAAGCUCCACGUGAGGAAAAAGGCGCUGAAAGAAAAGAAAAUCCAAGGCACACAAACACACACAUACACAUACACACAAGCACAGCAACAACAACAACAACAAGACACACACUCACAAGGAACACGUACACAAAUGCGCGCCAGGGAAAAGCGCUAGGUCAGAGGAAAGUGAAAAGCGCGUGCGACAGGCACCCUGGGAUUCGGAUACCGAUUUGGCAUCGGAUUCGCACAUUAGUCGCAGUCGCUGCUGCCCUUAGCUGCGUGACAGCCCAAAACGUUAUGAUGGUCUACCGGGACAAGCACAUCCUCAGCGCCCAGCAGCUGCGAAAGCUGAGCGAACACAAGUACUCCUGCUUCAGCGCCUCGCUGCUCGAUCCGCUGCUGCAGCCGUGGUGGAACUGGCUGGUGGCCCAGACGCCGCUCUGGCUGGCCCCCAAUCUCAUCACCAUCGUGGGCCUCAUCCUCAAUGUGGUGACGACACUGAUAUUAAUCUGCUACAGUCCAAAUGGCGUGGAGCCACCUCCGCGCUGGACCUGUCUGCUGUGCGCUCUGGGAUUGUUCAUCUACCAGAGCCUGGACUCCAUCGAUGGGAAGCAGGCGCGUCGGACGAACACCUCGUCGCCCCUGGGAGAGCUAUUCGACCAUGGCUGCGACUCGAUAUCCACCGUGUUCGUGGCUCUGUCAGCCUGUAUAUCCUGCCAGCUGGGGCACUACCCCAACUGGCUGUUCUUCCAGUGCUUCUGUGCUAUAGCCCUGUUCUACUGCGCCCAUUGGCAGACCUACGUGUCCGGAACGAUGCGCUUCGGGCGCAUCGAUGUGACAGAGGCUCAGUUCUCCAUUAUAGCCAUUCACCUGGUGUCGGCUGUGCUGGGUCCCGAGUUCUGGCUAACCAAGCUACCGUACUUCGACUGCGAGACUCGAUUUUUGCCAAUUUAUGUGGCCUGUGGAGUCGAUUCGAUUCUAGCCCUGCGCUACUCGAAGUGCAUCCUGACCGAGGGUUGUGGCAAGAACGGAUCAUCGGUUGCUGGAACUAGUGUGCUGUCGCCCAGCAUACCCCUGACCUUGGUGGUGCUGCCAGCUCUGAUGAUUGCCCAGAAGUCGCCGCAGAACAUCUUCACGGAGCACGCUUCGGUGUACAUCAUGGCCUUCGGCAUGGUGGCCGCAAAGGUCACCAACAAGUUGGUGAUCGCACACAUGACAAAGUCGGAGAUGGGCUAUCUGGACUGGUCGAUGCUUGGGCCUGGGAUGCUGUUCCUCAAUCAGUACUUCAACUGCAUCGUGCCUGAGAUCUGGGUGCUGUGGUUCUCCCUGGCCUGGGGCACACAGGAUCUGCUGCGCUACUGUGCCCAGGUAUGCCUCGAGAUAUGCCAGCACCUGCGCAUCGAUCUCUUCCGCAUACCGUACACGCCCAAGGGAGCCGCUCCGUCCCAUCCGGUCACCGCCUCCGUGAGCAGUCAGAGCAACUUGGGGAGCAGUGCGGACAAGAACGGCGGCACCGCCCAUCGAAAGUCGAAGAGCAAACCGCACUAGGUUUCCCACUACUUUAAUUAGAACCUUCUUUUACACUUUAACGUCGUUAGAAAUGGGGGAUACUCGCUGGAGGAGCUGAAGGAGAAGCUGGAG
This is a messenger RNA of Drosophila bipectinata, 1820 nucleotides long. RefSeq names its product choline/ethanolaminephosphotransferase 1 bbc (gene bbc). Gene Ontology annotation, cellular component: Golgi apparatus; endoplasmic reticulum membrane. Gene Ontology annotation, molecular function: diacylglycerol cholinephosphotransferase activity; ethanolaminephosphotransferase activity. The record is from RefSeq and is a predicted model, not a curated record. Gene Ontology annotation, biological process: phosphatidylethanolamine biosynthetic process. NCBI's taxonomy places the organism in Eukaryota, Metazoa, Arthropoda, Insecta, Diptera, Drosophilidae.